Chanos chanos (milkfish) is the source of this 1360-nucleotide messenger RNA. It is a transcript of the gene vipr1b, whose product is annotated as vasoactive intestinal peptide receptor 1b. The transcript has 14 exons. Gene Ontology annotation, molecular function: peptide hormone binding; G protein-coupled peptide receptor activity; vasoactive intestinal polypeptide receptor activity. The coding region runs from base 63 to 1331 and encodes 422 amino acids. The record is from RefSeq and is a predicted model, not a curated record. NCBI's taxonomy places the organism in Eukaryota, Metazoa, Chordata, Actinopteri, Gonorynchiformes, Chanidae. Gene Ontology annotation, biological process: adenylate cyclase-modulating G protein-coupled receptor signaling pathway; cell surface receptor signaling pathway. Gene Ontology annotation, cellular component: plasma membrane.
CAAAAAUCGUAAUAUUUUUCGCAGCUUUGAACUCCGUGCUGUGCACCGUACGGAGCUUCCACAUGUGCGACUUCAUGUACGAAAUCGAGCUGGAGAAGGAGAGGUGCGAGAACAAAGCCUCGGAGAACCUGACGUCAGGUUGCAAAGGGAUGUGGGAUAUGAUCGCCUGCUGGCCGUCGGCCAAAGUCGGCGAGUUGGUGGUUAUACCAUGUCCUAACUAUUUCAGACACUUCAGCGAUCACCACAAAGGUAACCUCUCAAAGACCUGCACGGCAGAUGGCUGGUCGGAGAUGAAUCCCUUAUCCAAUGCUGUUAAUUGUGGAUACAAUUCCAACAGCACAGUUGAGGAUGACAAAUUUUUCCGCUCGAUCAAGAUCGGCUAUACCAUCGGGCAUAGUGUCUCUCUCGUCUCUCUUGUCACUGCCAUAGCCAUCUUAUGCAUCUUCAGGAAGCUGCACUGUACGAGAAACUAUAUCCAUAUCCACCUGUUUGUGUCCUUCAUCCUGAAGGCCGUCGCGGUCUUCAUCAAAGAUCUGGUUCUGUACGACAUACAAGAGUUGGAUAACUGCUCUCCCACACUCUCAGUCGGCUGCAAAGCGGCGAUGGUCUUCUUCCAGUACGGGGUCAUGGCGAGCUUCUUCUGGCUAUUGGUGGAAGGCCUCUAUCUCCACGCCUUAUUGGCCGUCUCCUUCUUCUCCGAGAGGAAGUACUUCUGGUGGUACAUUCUGAUUGGCUGGGGUGGUCCAAUGGCUUUCAUCACAGCGUGGGGCAUUGCCAAAGCCUACUUCAAUGACGUGGGGUGCUGGGAUAUCAUAGAGACAUCUGACCUCUUCUGGUGGAUCAUCAAAACUCCAAUACUGGCUUCGAUCUUGAUGAAUUUCAUCCUGUUUAUCUGCAUCAUUCGGAUAUUGAGGCAGAAGAUUAACUGUCCUGACAUCGGGAGAAACGAAUCAAACCAAUAUUCGAGGCUGGCAAAAUCGACGCUGCUGCUGAUUCCUCUGUUCGGGAUCAACUUCAUUAUAUUCGCCUUUAUACCAGAACACAUCAAAACGGAGCUGAGGCUGGUGUUCGAUCUCAUCCUCGGGUCAUUUCAGGGCUUCGUGGUCGCUGUCCUGUACUGUUUCCUCAACGGAGAGGUGCAGGCGGAGAUCAAGCGCAAAUGGAGGAGGUGGCACCUGGAGAGGUUCCUGGGAUCCGACACCAAAUACCAGCACCCGUCCAUGAGCAGUAACGGCAACAACUUCAGCACCCAGAUCUCCAUGCUCACCCGCUGUAGCCCGAAGACCAGGAGGGCCUCCACCUGUCAGGACGAGUCCUCCAUCACUGCCUGAGACCCGACGGGUUCCAGACCGAAGAACCA